GUUCACAAACCAGUCCGCAAAGAUGAUGAGACAGACCUUCCAACCCCUCUUUCGACUGCCCCGCGCUGCGUUUUCUUCCUCCUCUUCCUCAUUUUCAAUUUCAUCUCCCUGCUUCCGGCCUUCAAUCUCCCCAAGGGUCUCAGCCAUUCCUUCAUCACAAAUAAUCCAACCAUCUAUUCGAUUCUUUUCAGCAAGCUCUGCCAACAUGACGAACCGCGGACAGACGAUCAAGGCCUUCCUCGACAUGGAGUGGGAAGGUCCCGUCCUAGACCAAGACCUGAACCCUACUCCUACCGUGAAGCCUCAGAGCGGUCGUAUUGAGCUGAUCCUCUGGAAGGAGCUGGUCCCCAAGACGGUCGAGAACUUCCGCGCUCUCUGCACUGGCGAGAAGGGAUUCGGCUACAAGGGAUCCUCUUUCCACCGUGUCAUCCCCGAAUUCAUGCUUCAGGGCGGUGACUUCACCCGUGGCAACGGAACGGGUGGCAAGUCCAUCUACGGAGAGAAGUUUGCCGAUGAGAGACUUGAUCUUCAACACGAAGACCAGUACACCCUGUCCAUGGCUAACGCCGGCCCCAACACCAACGGCUCUCAGUUCUUCAUCACCACCAUCAAGACCUCAUGGCUGAACGGCCGCCACGUCCCCUUCGGCACCGUCGACUUAAAUGGCGACUCCGUAAGGGUUGUCAAGUCUAUUGAGGCUACGGGUUCCCAGAGCGGUGCUAUCAAAUAUAGCAAGCGACCUACCAUCGUCAACGCUGGCGAGCUAUAGGAAGACGCUACGGACUUCGUUAUAGUGUAGUAACAUUUCUACUCAAUAUGUAAGGCCGUGCUAGAUCGCCUCCCCGAGCAUCGGUAUAGGCUGUGCAAAAAAAAAGGAUCGGACAAAAAGACUUUAGUGGUUAGUUGAGAAUCAACUUAACUAGCAGGUCUACGCGCUAGGUACCUAGGUAGUUGCCAAUGACAUUUGCCUCGCUUUUUAA
Molecule: messenger RNA, 980 nt
Organism: Annulohypoxylon truncatum
Lineage: Eukaryota; Fungi; Ascomycota; Sordariomycetes; Xylariales; Hypoxylaceae
Product: cyclophilin type peptidyl-prolyl cis-trans isomerase/CLD
Exons: 5
Coding region: 23-769 (248 amino acids)
Biological process (GO): protein folding; protein peptidyl-prolyl isomerization
Molecular function (GO): peptidyl-prolyl cis-trans isomerase activity
Source: RefSeq, a predicted model, not a curated record